CUUUAAAGCGUGUCUUCGUUGUAGCCUCCACCAGCUUUUCCCUGCUACCUUUGCAUCUGCCUCGCGUCCUCUACAUAUCCUCUACCAGUGCUCCCCCUCUCUGCCUCCCUCACCUCUCUGAAGAAGACGAAGAAGAAGAAGAAGAAGAAGAAAGAGAGAUGGGAAAGAAAGGCCUUCGGAAAUCUAUCCGAGUUUGUCUCUCCAAGCUCAAGAAAGUACCGUCUCAUCUACACAUACCCAAUUCCCCGCAUCCGGCCGCCGCCACUGCCGCCACCAGUUGGCUGUUAUCGGCGUGCAAGUAUCCCAAGACCCCUUCUUUCGCCGUCGACCGCGGACGCGCCGACGACGACGGACACGACCCUGCCGCCACGCUCUCCGACGUCGACCGCUUCCUCUGCGAGAACUUCCGCUCCCUCUACUUGCGCGAGGACGAACCCGCCAACCUCUCCGAAGCGACCCCCCGGGGGGACGAAGACGAGCGCCCGCCACCCGCAGCGUUCUGCUCGUCCGAGCGCUUCUUCGUGUCCUCCGGCGCGUCCAACUCUCUCCACCGUGGGGCCCGGCGGAACAACGCCUCGUCUUCGUGGUCGUCACCGUCACCGUCGCCGUCGCCGUCGAGGUCUUCUCGGACGAACGAGGCUGGGGCGGAGGCACGAGGCGACGGGGUCGCGGUGGUGACGUUCUCCAAGGACCCCUACGACGACUUCCGGCGGUCCAUGCAGGGCAUGGUGGACGCGCGGCACGUGGAGCCGAACCAGCCUCUGGACUGGGACUUCAUGAAGGAGCUCCUCUUCUGCUACCUUGAGCUCAACGACCGGAGCGUCCAUAAGCACAUCUUGAGGGCCUUCACCGAUCUCACCGUCAGCUUCCGCCGCCGGGCUGCGGCAGAAAGGCGGAGAGCACCGGCUGGUAACAAGGGGAGGAGGAGGAGGAGUCGGAGAUCAGCCCAGAAGGCCGGAGACGUAAGAGAUGCGGCGCCGCGACAUCUUCUGGUAACCGACUGACGUGUAUUGAAUUUGGCAGAUGCAGUGGGGAGGGUGGCUCCACCAUAUGCGGAGCCGCAGAAGAAGAAGAAGAUGCCAUGAUUUACGGCGGUCCAAGCGGUGUCUGUGUAACGCCUAUCUACUGUACGCCUUUGGUAG
Messenger RNA from Musa acuminata AAA Group (dessert banana), 1142 nucleotides. Its product is annotated as transcription repressor OFP14-like. The record is from RefSeq and is a predicted model, not a curated record. Bases 159 to 1004 code for a protein of 281 amino acids. Lineage: Eukaryota; Viridiplantae; Streptophyta; Magnoliopsida; Zingiberales; Musaceae. Gene Ontology annotation, biological process: negative regulation of DNA-templated transcription. The transcript has a single exon.